Molecule: messenger RNA, 3324 nt
Organism: Nipponia nippon (crested ibis)
Lineage: Eukaryota; Metazoa; Chordata; Aves; Pelecaniformes; Threskiornithidae
Source: RefSeq, a predicted model, not a curated record
AUGUGCUGUCAUGCUCAGAGCUUACCUGAGGAGAGUGAACUCCAGCAACCUGUGAAGUCAGCUGAAGUCUUUCAACGUUUGGGAUGUAAUGAAGCUGUUGAAUUCAGAGAGAAAGACACACCUAAUGAAAGCAGGAUGGAUGUGGAAUAUCUGCAAAAAGAUAAAUCUUCCAGUAAACCUAAACACACAGAAAAUAAAUUGGAAAUUGAUAUAAGAAAAUCAGAUGUAGACAGAUACGAUGAAAUCAAAACUGAUAGAACAUUAAAGCAAUUUUUAAAUUUCAGUGGACAAGAAGGUAGCAUUAGUGACAACAGAGAAAAUAAGCUACAUACAGAGCAAGAGAAUUUAGUGGGUUUUGCUGAGAUCUGUGUGAGUGUGAAUAAUGAUCCUGGUGAAAUGUUAAAUGAGCAAAUUGCUAAUGGAGAGAGACAGAAAACAGAGGGCGUAUCAAAGAAGUUGCCUGAAGUGGAAAUGAUGCACAAAACCACAGGAAAAAAUUGUUCAAGAAAGGCAGGGAGUGAUGUUCCAACAAAGGACAAAUGUGCGAUGCAAUCAGAAACUAAUUUUGAGCUAACAACGAAGAAAGAUGAAGCUACUCCAAAAACUGGAAAGCAUGCCCUGGAUAUCAGCCCUUACAAGCAGCAACAUUUUUCACCAAGAACUCAUUUUGAAUGUCAGCGUAAAGAGCAUUGCUUUGCAGAAAGUAAUAGCCAUACUACUUUAAACUCGGAAGACAGAGAGUUUCAAGUGUGUGGUGAAAAAGGUGACUGUCUUUCAGGUGUAAGGGAUGCAACACCUUUAGAGAAAGUUGCAUCCUCUUUCAGAGAGCUGGCAGCACACAAGGGAAGUGAAAAAACAAAGUUAAAUUUGCAGUCUGUGAGCAAUUCAUGCGUUUCUUGUAGUGUUGAAAGGGAUACAAACAAACUGCACAGAGCACCUCUGGAUAAAAGUUACUUCAUAGCAGAAAACGAAAUCCCAGAAAAAACAAAUGUAAAUCUAAAUGAAGCCAAGAGUACAAUGCAAGAAAUUUUGGCUGUUCCUUCAGGAAAUAUUUUAGAGAAUUGGUAUGCAGCAAAAGUCUCUGAAUCUUAUCCAUUAGAUUUUGAAGUGUCACCAGUGCAGAGUGAUCCAAGUUUAGGUAUGGAAUUGUUAGGAAAUACUGGUGAUUUAAAUGCAAAUAUAGCCCUCUCAGAAAUUAUUUCUGGAGGAGAGGAUUAUUUUCCAUUAUCAGAACAUGAAUUAGCAAAAAAGCUUUUGAGUCAUGGUGAGAAAGUAAGCGAGAAGAAAAUAUCACAGGGGAAAAUUUGUGGUUGGGACAACAUAAAUAUAAGUGGGAAGAAGCGGAGUGGAGAAGACAAAUUAGAACAGGGUCAGAAAAGUAAGGAUUUAUUGCUAGUUGCAGAAAUGGACAGUAGAGAUAAGGGUCGUAGCACUAAGGUACCUGGAAAAACCACUGAACUCCAGAAAACAUUCUGUGAAAAAACAGGGAAAAAAGCGUCAAUUAAUUUAAAGAAUAAGGAAGCAUCAGUGCGUGAAGCAUAUUCAGAUCUAAUGGCACAGCAAAACAGCACAAUUGAUGAGAACAGAAAACUCAUGGGAAAGGUAAAAACACUUGAGGAAAUGUUGGAGGAUAUGAAGAAACAAAAAUUCCAAGUGGAACAGGAGCUCCCUAAAGUGAGGGAAGCUGCAGAAAAGGAGCGGAAGAAGCAGCAAAAGGAGAUGGAAGAGAUCUGUCUUCAGAAGACCAAGGCUGAGCAAGAGGCAAAGCAGUGUCGUAUAGAUCUAGAGAGCAUCGAGAAAGAGAAGGCAGAUGCAGAGCAGGAGCUGGAGUGUGUAAGGCAGCUCAUUUUUCAGGCAGAGACUCAAAGAAGGAAUCUAUCAGAAAUAAAGCUGCAAGAGAAGGAAAAAAGGGAAUCCAGAAGGAAGGUUGUUGAAGGCAGGUACUCUAUAACUAGAGAAACUUCCAUGCCAACUUUCAUGGCUGGGAAAGGCAGCCAUUGUAGCACUGAUCCUGAAAUUACAAGUUUCCAGAAGAAACAGGAAGCCAAAAAAGUAGAAGAGCUUAAACAAAAGAUAGAUGAGCUAACCCUUGCUAACAAAAAAGCUGAUAAAACUAUUAAAGACCUGAAAUAUGAACUGAAUGAAAUUGAGCUUCAGAAAUCAUCAACAGAAGAAAAGUCUCGUUUAUUAAAAGAAAAACUAGAUAAAGUCAAUAGUGAACUUAAAUGCCUAAAAAUUAAGUUGGAGGAAAAAGACCAAGUAGAGCAGGGAUAUUUGCAGCAGUUGAAAGAACUAGAGAAACAGCUGCAUAGAACCACAGGUAAAGCUGAAGAUGUGAUGCAAGAAGCUAUGGAUCUUAAGAAAAUUAAGAUGAACUAUCAGGAGGAGCUGAAAUCUGUUCAGCAAGAAAAGACACAGCUAAAAAGACAGCUAGAGGAAUUAUCGAGAUCACAGACAAAAACUGAAAUCACUAUCAAACAUUUGAAUUCACAAAUCAGUUCUCUUCAAAAAGAGAAGCUGGCAGCUGAACACAGAACACAGUCAUGCAAAGGAGAAGCAAAUAAUCUUCAAGACCAAUAUAAGAAAAUUCAGGAACAGUUGCUUCAAAAAACAAAAGUAGAGAAAGAAAACCAGCAGGAAAUUCAGAUGCUGAAGACUGAAUUAGCCAAAAGUAAUCAGGUGUCAGAAACAUUGAAACGAAAGAUAGAGGACCUUAAUAAAUGGAAUACUGAAACAAAACUACUGAUGAAUCAAAUUCAGUCUGAAUCAGAGAAGGUGACUUUGGAAAAACAAAGUAUUCAGAGGAAAAAUGAUACAUUAAAAGCCCUAGCAGAUGGUUUCAAAGAGCAACUGCGUACAACAAAUGAACAAUUGCACAAGCAAACAAUAAUUGAGCAAGAAUUCAUAUGUAAAAUUAAAAGCCUAGAAGUUGAUCUAGCAAAAACAAAAGACUUAGCUAGUGAAUAUAAACAAAAAUGUGAUAAGCAAAGUGCUUCCACCCUAACCAUUGACCGGGAGGUCAAAAAUCUAAAUGCCCAAAUGAAUGCUCUAACUAUGGAAAAGAGAGCGAAUGAGCAGAAGAUACAACUACAACAAGCUCAUAUACAAGAGCUAAGUAGUAAAUUAAAAAAAUUACAGGAUGAACUCUAUCAGAAGACUCUGGAUGAACAAAUGGCACGCAAGAAGAUGAUUCUGUUUCAGGAAGAAUCCAUUAAGUUUAAACACUCUGCAGAGGAAUUCAGAAAAAAAGUUGAAAAAUUACUGGAAUCCCAUAGCAUCACAGAAAAGGACAUUUCUGGCAUAAAACUAGAAUGUGUUGGGUGA